AUGUCCACUCCCUCCACGGCCACUGCAACCCAUCCUUCUCACCACCAGGCUUACGGAUACCCUCACCACCCCUACCAACCGAAUACCUCUUACCCGACUUCCACCACGGGGACUCGCCUCGCGAAUCCCUACGCUUAUUCCGUCCCCUCUCCGACAACCACCACACUCCCGUACACUCAACCUCCGAGACUUCCUCCGACGACAUCGACCCCUUCGGCCAUGACCCAUCAGAGCGGCUCCAGCGUGGCUCCCUCUGUGGGAGGCCGGAAAAAGAAGCCAGAUUGGACUGAGUUCUACAAGAAUGGUCUUCCCAAGGAAGUCAUUGUGAUUGAUGAUAGUCCCGGACCAGAGUCCAACGGGGCGGCUCCUUCGGCCCAUACGUCUGUUGCGAGAGUACCUCCUGCUGUUCCGCAGCCGGCCGGCAAGAGGCGACGAACGGGGAUUGAAACCGCCUACGAUCUGGGUCACUACGACCGUCCAUCCUUUUCCAUCAACCCGCAGCAAUAUGGCGACAAGUCGUCGGCUUCAUUGUCCACGGACCGCACCACUUCGCUACACACAACCGCACCAACAUCGCUCGGUUCGCAGGGCAGCUCUGGUGCCCCCAAUGGGGUAUACUACGAGGAUGCCACUGUGGGUCAAAAGCGGAAGCGCGUCGCCACGCGUAAAUCGACUCGCGAUGAGCAGAAAAGACGAGAGUUGGAGACUACAGGCGAUGCUUUCCUGAGCUACGUACCACCUCCGAAACCACCCAUCAAGGCCAAGGAUGUUCAUGUGCCUAUCGUUCGCGAUAGCACAAGCGCUCAAAACAAGAAGUUCGACGAUGACGAUGGUCACUACAUCGUCACACCCGACACCGCGUUGACCGAUCGAUACUCCGUCAUCAGACUCCUGGGCCAAGGUACUUUUGGCAAGGUGGUGGAGGCAUAUGACAAGCACCGCAAGUCUCGCUGUGCAGUCAAAAUCAUCCGAUCGAUCCAAAAGUACCGCGAUGCUUCACGAAUUGAGCUGCGAGUCUUGUCAACUCUGUCUUCAAACGACAAGACCAACCGCAACAAAUGCAUCCACCUGCGGGAUACCUUCGACUUCAGGAAUCACAUUUGCAUUGUCACAGAUCUGCUAGGGCAAAGCGUAUUCGACUUCCUCAAGGGAAAUGCCUUUGUACCCUUCCCGAGCAGCCAGAUCCAGCAGUUCGCCCGGCAACUGUUUACAAGUGUUGCUUUCCUACAUGACCUCAACCUCAUUCACACCGACCUCAAGCCCGAAAACAUCCUGCUCGUUAGCAACGCUUACCAGACCUUUACCUACAACCGCACCAUUCCCUCUUCUUCUCAUGCCACAUCUCGCAACGCACGGCAGCGCCGAGUACUCCUCGAUAGCGAGAUCCGCCUCAUCGACUUUGGCUCGGCCACUUUUGACGAUGAAUACCACUCCUCUGUUGUUUCAACUCGCCACUACCGGGCCCCCGAAAUCAUACUGAAUCUCGGCUGGAGCUUCCCGUGCGACAUCUGGAGUAUUGGAUGUAUCUUGGUGGAGUUCUUCACCGGAGACGCCCUCUUCCAGACACAUGACAACCUCGAACACCUCGCAAUGAUGGAGGCUGUCAAUGGCAGCCGCAUCGACCAAGCGUUGGUGAAGAGAGUAAUGGCGGGUGGAAAACAAGGUGGCAGCAACUCUGCCUCAAAAUAUUUCGUCCGGAGCAAGCUCGAUUACCCCAACAAUGAAACCACUCGGGCUUCGCGGAAGUAUGUGCGCGCAAUGAAGGGGUUGACGGAGUUCAUUCCCACCAACACACCUUUCAACCGUUCAUUCCUCGACCUGCUGCAGAAGAUCUUCGUCUAUGACCCCAAAAAUCGGAUCACCGCAAAGGCGGCGCUGAAGCACCCCUGGUUCAAGGAAACGCUCGUUGACGAUGGCACUGAGGCUUACCGCAUUGGCCAGGGACUUUCUCGUCAACAACAACAACGUGCUUGA
Molecule: messenger RNA, 1974 nt
Organism: Penicillium canescens
Lineage: Eukaryota; Fungi; Ascomycota; Eurotiomycetes; Eurotiales; Aspergillaceae
Product: putative protein kinase (Lkh1)
Exons: 6
Coding region: 1-1974 (657 amino acids)
Biological process (GO): protein phosphorylation
Cellular component (GO): nucleus
Molecular function (GO): ATP binding; protein kinase activity
Source: RefSeq, a predicted model, not a curated record